This is a messenger RNA of Etheostoma cragini (Arkansas darter), 1978 nucleotides long. It is a transcript of the gene asph, whose product is annotated as aspartate beta-hydroxylase. Gene Ontology annotation, molecular function: peptidyl-aspartic acid 3-dioxygenase activity. NCBI's taxonomy places the organism in Eukaryota, Metazoa, Chordata, Actinopteri, Perciformes, Percidae. The record is from RefSeq and is a predicted model, not a curated record. Gene Ontology annotation, biological process: peptidyl-aspartic acid hydroxylation. Gene Ontology annotation, cellular component: endoplasmic reticulum; membrane. Bases 139 to 1419 code for a protein of 426 amino acids. The transcript is spliced from 14 exons.
GGACAGAAAGAGACUGAGAAGAGGCAAGACCAGAAGGCAGAGAUACCCUUCCCCCUUUAGCUCGGACUGUAGGCUGUAUUUGUGGCCAGUUAAACUGUUAUUUGGUUAGUUGGUAAGCCAGGCCGUCACUUGGCAGGGAUGGGUGAUCCAGCGACUCUGGUCGAGUCCGUCACAUCUCCUAUUGUCACGGCAAUCCCCGCGGUGAUAGCUGAAGAAAUGCAAGAUGCUAAUAAAGCCCAAUCGGCCAAUAAGAAUGGCAAGAAGGCAGACGGUGGGUCCGGCAGCGGCAGCUUCUCCACGUGGUUCAUUGUCCUGGCCCUGCUGGGUGUCUGGACAUCUGUAGCCGUGGUUUACUUCGACCUGGUCGACUAUCAGGGAGUCGUUGACAAGGCUAAGGGCUUACAAAUUAACCUGUCUGAGGCCUUGCAAGGUAAACUGGUGGCAUACGAUAUAGACGGUGAUGGUGAUUUUGAUGUCGAGGAUGCUAAAGUUCUGCUAGGACUGAAAGAGAAGGCUGUCGUCGUCACUUCCCGUAAAGAAGAAGCCGCUGCCCCGGUGAAGACUCCUGACGCUGAACCUACACCAGAAGCUGUUUUUGAGCCGGAGCCUGUGCCUGUGGAAGAUGUGAUUAAAGCUGCUGUAGCAGAGGACACUUCUGCACCUCCGCCAGAGCCUGAACCUGAGGUAGCAGAUGAACCUGAGGCGGAACCAGAGCCCGAACCGGAGCCUGAACCUGAACCAGAGCCCGUGGAGACUCCCGAGGUGAUCGAGGAGGACCCAGAGGUGCUGGAGGAGGAGGAGCCUUCUGUUGUGGAAGACGAGGAGGCUGCCGACGAGACUGGGGAGGACAUUUUAGCAAAGGUGGGGGCUGCAUUGGAGGCCGCAAAUGAGGAAGUGGAGGAAAGGGAGGAGGCCGCUGCUGAAGAGGUGGCAUCAGAUGCUGAGACCGUAGAGGAAGAGGAAGCUGAUCCUACAGAAGAAGCUGUGGAGGAGUCCGCUGAAGAGGAGGCAGCUCCAACAGAAGAAUCUGUGGAGGAGGAUGCAGAAGAGGAGGAGGCAGCAACUUCAGAGGAAACUGUUGAGGAGUUACUGCAAGAAGAGGAAGCAACUCUUCCAGAAGACGCUGCGGAGGAGGCUGCUGAAGAAGAGGAGGCAGCUCCAUCAGAAGAGGCAGCGGAGGAGCCUGCAGAAGAGGAAGCAGCACCUUUAGAAGAAGCCGAGGAGGAGGCGGCUGAGGAGGAGGAGGAGGAGGAGGCAGCACCUUUAGAAGAAGCUGAGGAGGAGGCCACUGAAGAGGAGGAGCAAACGGUACCAGUAACAGAGACCAAAGAAGUAGCACACGAAGUAGAGGAUGCAGCAGAAGAAGCAGCAGAGUUUGAGACAGAGGAACAGAUUCAGGAUGAGCCCACAGAAACGUAAAGGCUGCCACAGUCGUCAUGGUGACGGAACAGGGACCCACCGACCUUGCAUCAGCACCAUCUGAGCGUGCUCAGAGUGAUGAUGCACCCCUCCACCUCCAGUGAAACAAUCCCCCCAUCUGCCCCCUCUGUUUUCCCACCUUCCUUUCAAUUUUUCUUUUGGUGUAAACGUGAGAUAAUGGAUAACUUGUUUACUAAUACGGUACUCCCUGUUUUUACCCUUUUUUUUUUCUUUCAAUCACCAUUCUUAGAGCACCCAUUUUCAUUUUUGUUUAGGGUGAUUCGGUUCUGUGUGACUGGCCAUGUGAAAGCUGUGUGUGUGUGUGUGUGUGUGUGUUCUACGUAGAGCCAGUCUACCGGAGUCUGUCAAGUUAAACCGGUCUUUUAUUUUGAAGUCUCUGUGAUAGUUGCUUCCUGGAGCUGAAUCCUGUUAAGUAAACUGAGACCAAAGUUGAGGAGUAGCUGAGCCAUCGUCGGACAGUUUGACAUAUGUCUGCGUCAGAGGACCCGGGUCUGAACACUGCAGACUUUCUCCACUCUGGGCCUUUCCCUCCUGAUUA